UUUUUUUUUUUUUUUUUUCCUGUUCGGUCGCUCCUCAAGAAUGAAGGCGUACAGGAAGUGGCUGCUGCUGGUCCUGCUGGUCUGGCUCCUCCUCUUCCUGUCCCUGCUCUGUCACUUCCUGGACCUCAGACUCUCCUCGGUGCGUCGAUCCAGAUCCGCCACAGACUCUGGACUCACCGGGACCGAGACCCGCUGCCUGUCCUCGGUUCAGGGGCGGAUCAGGACCCUGAGACCUGCUGGAGUCUCGGAGACGGACUGGAGGAGGAGGAGGAGGAGGGACUUCAGGUCCAGGUCUAAGGAGUACUACAGGUCCAGGUCUCUGGAGAUCCUGCAGAGACUCUGGAGUGGGAACCUGACCGCGGCGAUGCUGAGUCCUCGUCUCCAGAAGGUCCUGAAGGUCCAGCUGAGCUCCAACAGGCACCAGGUGGUUCGCCGGCGGCCGAGGGUCCGCAGAUCCGGUCUGCAGCUGUACUGCGAGCUGAAGAGGAGGACCAGGAUCCGGACCGUGGACGGGACCGAGGAGCCGUUCUCCGGUCUGGGCUGGGACCGGCUGGUGCCUUCACUGCCCCUGCAGGAUGUCAGGACGUCCCGGUAUCAGAGCUGCGCCGUGGUGAUGUCGGCCGGAGGCGUCCUCGACUCAUCACUGGGGAGGGAGAUCGACUCCCAUGAUGCAGUUCUGCGCUUCAACGCCGCCCCCACCAGAGGCUUCGAGAGAGACGUGGGGAACAAGACCACGAUCCGCAUCAUCAACUCCCAGAUCAUGGCUCUGCCCAAACACAAGUUCAGCAGCAGCUCGUUGUACCAGGACGUCACUCUGCUGGUCUGGGAUCCGGCUUCGUACUCCGCCAACCUGACCCAGUGGUUCCAGAAGCCCGACUUCGAUCUGUUCUCGGCGUACGUCAGGCGGCGCCGCCUCCGACCCGAGCAGCCGUUCUACAUCCUCCACCCGGACUUCAUCUGGGGUCUGUGGGACCUGAUCCAGGACAACACCCAGGACCAGAUCCAACCCAACCCGCCCUCCUCAGGGUUCAUAGGCAUCCUGUUGAUGAUGUCACUGUGCCGUGAGGUCAGCGUGUACGAGUUCAUCCCGUCCCUGCGUCGCUCCGACCUGUGUCACUACUACGAGCGUUACCAUGACGCCGCCUGUACGCUGGGGGCGUACCACCCUCUGAUGUUCGAGAAGCUGCUGGUCCAGAGGAUCAACCAGGGGGACCAGGACCAGCUGAGGAGGAAGGGCAAGGUCACGCUGAGGGGGUUCAGGGCGGUCCGGUGUGGGUCUAGAUCCUAG
This is a messenger RNA of Anoplopoma fimbria (sablefish), 1288 nucleotides long. Its product is annotated as beta-galactoside alpha-2,6-sialyltransferase 2-like. Gene Ontology annotation, molecular function: sialyltransferase activity. NCBI's taxonomy places the organism in Eukaryota, Metazoa, Chordata, Actinopteri, Perciformes, Anoplopomatidae. The record is from RefSeq and is a predicted model, not a curated record.